AUGUUGACUUCAGAGCAGACUUUCGAUUAUACACGUGUUCUGGAUUUCCGACAAGCUACCCAAAAACCUGCAAGUGAUAGGGCGAACGUUUUCCACACCUACCUCGUCUUGCGUGCAAACAAAAUUCCAGCGGAGAAUAUAAUCACCUUCGCCUACGACGAUAUUGCAAACAAUCCUAAAAAUCCGUUUCCAGGUCAAGUGUUCAAUGACUACGAGCUAGAAAAUGUUUACAAGGAUGUGGUAAUUGACUACCGUAGAAAA
This is a messenger RNA of Opisthorchis viverrini, 261 nucleotides long. RefSeq lists its product as hypothetical. Gene Ontology annotation, biological process: vacuolar protein processing. The record is from RefSeq and is a predicted model, not a curated record. The annotation marks the transcript as partial. Lineage: Eukaryota; Metazoa; Platyhelminthes; Trematoda; Opisthorchiida; Opisthorchiidae. Gene Ontology annotation, molecular function: cysteine-type endopeptidase activity. The transcript has 3 exons.